AUGGCAGGAGCUCCGGUUGCCUCUGUGACCGCCAACACACCGAAGAAAAGUUACACAAUUGCGGUGAUUCCCGGCAAUGGCGUUGGCCAAGAAGUCAUCCCAAUCUCCGUUGAGGCUCUUCGUAAAGUUGGAUCUCUUGAAGGGUUCGAUUUGAGCUUCGAGGAGCUGCCUAUAGGAGGUGUUGCUUUAGAUCUCGUCGGAGUUCCACUACCGGAGGAAACAUUGACAAAAGCAAAGCAGUCAGACGCUGUUCUUCUUGGAGCUGUUGGAUGGCCGAAAUAUGAUGACAAUCCGAAGCCUAUGAAGCCCAUAACGGCACUGUUUCAGCUUCGUGCGGCUCUUGGAGUAUUUUCUAAUUUAAGACCCGUCAGGGUGUUUCCACACUUGGUUGAUUCAACAUAUCUUAGAAAAGACACUUCUCUCGGGGUUGACCUUUUGAUCAUCAGGGAGCUUACCGGAGGUAUCUACAAUGCACAUCCUCGAGGAUUUACAACAAAUGAACAAGGUGAUGAAGUUGGCUUUUGCACCGAGCUCUACUCUGCCACUGAGGUAUCAUGCAUCCACCUUUUCCAAGGCCUUUAA
This is a messenger RNA of Microthlaspi erraticum, 582 nucleotides long. NCBI's taxonomy places the organism in Eukaryota, Viridiplantae, Streptophyta, Magnoliopsida, Brassicales, Brassicaceae. The record is from the annotation of a GenBank genome assembly.